Molecule: messenger RNA, 1683 nt
Organism: Pediculus humanus corporis (human body louse)
Lineage: Eukaryota; Metazoa; Arthropoda; Insecta; Psocodea; Pediculidae
Product: scavenger mRNA decapping enzyme DcpS, putative
Exons: 6
Coding region: 1-1683 (560 amino acids)
Biological process (GO): deadenylation-dependent decapping of nuclear-transcribed mRNA
Cellular component (GO): P-body; nucleus
Molecular function (GO): hydrolase activity; RNA 7-methylguanosine cap binding
Source: RefSeq, a predicted model, not a curated record
AUGAACGCAGUCGAGGAAAAAAAUAAUAAAAAAUCUUCCGACGAUGAAUUAAUUAUAGCACUUGAAGGUCGCUUUGAAAGUGAAACGGAACCUGCAGUUAUUGUAUUGGAAAAAGAAUCGUUUUUAAGUGAAAGUAUUUCAAAGAUUUUUCAGGAAGAAAAUGAAAUCAAAAUUAAUUUUAUAAAUGACAUUUAUUACGGUUAUCAAUACUUUCCCAAGUCAAUAUUUAAUGGCAUUAAAGCAACUGUAAUACAUCCAGCAACAGAAAAGCACAUUACAAAAUAUGAACAUCAACCUCUUCAUCUCAUUGAAGAAACUCCAGAACUUUACUACAGUGUAACAUUACCAUUUCUUAAAAGUGAACAGUUUAGCUUACAGUGGGUGUUUAAUAUUUUGGAUCAUAAAGCAGAAACAGAUAGAAUUAUAUUUGAAGAUCCUGACAGUGAAACAGGUUUUGUUUUGUGCUGUGAUCUCAAAUGGGAUGGCAAGUCAAUUGACACAUUGUAUUUAUUAGCAUUGCCUUUUAAAAAAGGCAUUAUGUCAUUAAGAGAUCUUACUCAAAAGGAUCUUCCUCUUUUAAAAAAUAUAUACACCAAAAGCAUAGAAGCAAUAGAAAAGAAAUAUUCUAUUCCAAGUUCUCAACUUCGAGUUUAUGUACAUUAUCAACCAUCUUUUUACCAUUUUCAUGUACAUUUUACUCAUCUCGAGUAUUCCGUUUCUGGUAGUGAAACAGAUCGAGCUCAUUUACUUACUACAGUGAUAAAUAACUUAGAAUUGGUUUCUAAUUAUUAUCAAAUUUCAAAAUUAAACUUUAUUCUUAAAGAGAGUGAUGGUCUUUUUUCUAAAUAUGAAUCUCUUGGACAUGUGCAUCGGUUUGAUUUUUCUAUUAAAGUUAAAAUUAAAAAGUCAGAAAUUGUAAUUGAAAACAGUGGCAAGUUGUGCAGUGUUGCAUUUGAGGAUUUUGUUGUAGAACCAUUAACUGCAGGAGGAUUCAAUGUAAAAAACAAUCUUUUUUGUUUUAGAAUUCAAGUUGAAUGCAAUGAAAAUGUUACAAAAAAAUCAAAUCUAAAUGUAACUCCUGCAAUUGCGAAUUGUACUAAUCUUUAUUGUAAGUGCUUUAAUUCUUUGACUAAAGAAACAAAAUUUAAAAGAAUUUUACCUUUACCAAACACAGAUUGUAAUAUGGCAGAUAUGUUUUGUCAUUUCAAGGGUACGACAGAAUCUUUUGGUAUUUCAAAAAAUAAAUCGGUUCAGUUUUGGCUCAGUAAUUUAGAAUUAUCACAUUUAAACAAAACAUUAUCAGAAAUAUUAUUAUUUUUUAUACAAAAAGCUAUAUCAGAAUCUUUGUCUAUGUUUCCCCAAAUUCUUAUGGAGUCUGAAGAAGUUAGUUGCUAUCUUUUAAUUAUUGUUGUCGAUAAAAAUCUUAUACUUUCAAUGUGUUCAAAUAAUUUAAAACUUUCAACUAAACAAGUCGUUAAAGUUAAAUACAAAUAUUAUACCCAUAUGGAUCAAGAAAUAAAAUCAGUAAAAAAUGAGCAAUUUGGCACUCUGAGUCAUAUCUUGGUUCCCAAUAACUUCUUAGAAUUUACAUUAAAAUAUUUAGUGGAAAAUUCAGAAAAAAUUCCAACAAUAUUCAGUAAAAUGGAAAAUGAUAAUGCAGUCAUGACUUACUUAAAUCUAUAG